UUUCUACUUAAAUUCCGCCAUACCUGUUGACUUCUCCUCAUUUAACAGUCUUACUAAUUUUCUACGAGCAAAGAUACACAGUAAAUCAUGUCUGGACGCGGAAAAGGUAAAGCUAAGGGUACCAAAUCGAAAACACGUUCUUCUAGAGCGGGUUUACAGUUUCCGGUCGGCAGAAUUCAUCGUUUGUUGAGGAAGGGAAAUUACACUGAGCGUGUCGGCGCAGGUGCCCCAGUUUACAUGGCCGCUGUUUUGGAAUACCUCUCAGCUGAAAUACUGGAACUCGCUGGCAAUGCAGCUAGAGAUAACAAGAAGUCUAGAAUUAUACCACGCCAUCUUCAGCUCGCUGUUCGCAACGACGAGGAACUGAACAAGUUGCUUGCCGGUGUAACCAUCGCUCAAGGAGGUGUAUUACCGAACAUUCAAGCGGUGCUGUUGCCAAAGAAGACCGAAAAAGGAGGAAAAGCCCCUCACUAAACCUUAUACAUUUGCUUGGAAAGCUAACAAGUUACCUAAUAGAGCCGUUGAGAUGGAGAAAGUUUAAAAGGCCUGUUGAAAGUGGUUUAAAUUCCAAGACUAAAAUUUAUUUUCCCCAAUCACAUAUGAACGAAAAAAGAUAAUUAUUUUUUUUAAUUGAUCAGCAAAAUAGAGUGUAUCAGGGUAGGAUUUCCGCGAUUCCGUGUAGUUACUUACCCUCUUGUCAUGUCAUAAGCAUACGGAUUUUGGAUGAAGAAAACAUUGUCUUCGGCGAAAACAGUGAUUUCCCUUGAGACAAGGGCUUUGUUUCAUAAUAGUAGAAUACUGAAAUCUUUCCCAUUUCAUGAAGAGAACGCUCAAAUUGUGGCACUCUUCAGUUCCUAGGAAUUCUUUAGUUGCCACCACAGUUAAGAAUUACAUAUCUGUUGGUUAUGACAAGUUCAUUAUACGCAAUCCAAACAGUAAUGGAGGUUGUGUUUUAUUUUCCGGCAUCGAUGUCAAACCCAACUAUGUCAAGGUGACCGACAACUUACAAAGGCGAAGUUAUUUACUCUAAUAAAUUCUCUGUAUCGUCUUUCA
Molecule: messenger RNA, 1053 nt
Organism: Stylophora pistillata
Lineage: Eukaryota; Metazoa; Cnidaria; Anthozoa; Scleractinia; Pocilloporidae
Product: histone H2A
Cellular component (GO): nucleosome
Molecular function (GO): structural constituent of chromatin; protein heterodimerization activity; DNA binding
Source: RefSeq, a predicted model, not a curated record